Trichophyton rubrum CBS 118892 is the source of this 3873-nucleotide messenger RNA. Its product is annotated as NADH-ubiquinone oxidoreductase 30.4 kDa subunit, mitochondrial. The record is from RefSeq and is a predicted model, not a curated record. Gene Ontology annotation, molecular function: NADH dehydrogenase (ubiquinone) activity. The coding region runs from base 827 to 1351 and encodes 174 amino acids. Lineage: Eukaryota; Fungi; Ascomycota; Eurotiomycetes; Onygenales; Arthrodermataceae. The transcript is spliced from 2 exons.
AAUGCAAAGAAAUGAAAACCUGCCGUGAGAAACGGAGAGACGCCAAGGAGAGAGGAAAGACGGUGGGAGGAGGAAGACGUCGACGUCAAGAUGGGAUGCGCUGCGAAAACGAGGAGGGAGUGCAAGAUGAGCUUUCUGCGCAGUGUCUUGGCGUCUUCUUCGUCUUCUGCUUAGGCGCCUGAUUAGUCAUGAUAUGUCACGUGCCAUAAUGUAAUAUUCCACGUGACUUAGUGCAUCACAUGAUUUGACCAAUCAGCGACUUGCAUUUGCGACCAGAAAAGAACGUCGGGCCAGCGACGUCCAAUCGAGAUAUCCAAGACACCUCUUUCCUCCGCGACACACAAUCCCAUCGGUGCUGCAGCUCAAUUGCUCUCACAACGAUGGCGUCCAGGCGAUCUGUCCUGCGGCUAGGAGGCCGCCGCCCUUUGACCUCCGUCCAGACAGGCAGAGCCUCCAAUUCUCUGCGUCUUUUCUCCGUGUCUGCACAAUUCCAGGAUGCGAAGUUUGUAUCGAAGGAGGGAGUCCCUAACCCGCGCGAGGAGCCGCGACCUGGUAAACCGGACCCGGUUAUUUUGUCUUGAUUUGGACCCUCUCUUUCUCUCCUUUUUGCCCUGAAGGAACUUCGCAUUGCUGACACAUCUUGAUAGCCGUCGGUCAAUUGAACCGCCCGAUCGUCAACCCAACAGACAAAUAUAAAGAGACGUCCGCAAAAUUACAUACCUACGGCCAAUAUCUCAUCUCUUGUCUACCGAAGUACAUUCAACAGUUUUCGGUUUGGAAAGAUGAAUUGACCAUUUAUAUUCCCCCGGCUGGUGUCGUGCCUGUCAUGACCUUCCUUCGUGACCAUACCGCUGCCGAAUACACUCAAGUCUCGGAUAUAACUGCUGUCGAUUUCCCCACGCGAGAGUACCGUUUUGAAGUUGUCUACAAUCUUCUCAGUGUGCGCCAUAACUCCAGAAUAAGAGUCAAGACAUACGCAGAUGAGGCCACCCCAGUCCCUAGUAUCACUUCUCUCUACGAUGGUGCUCUCUGGUUUGAGCGUGAGGUGUAUGAUAUGUUCGGCGUGUUCUUCACCGGCCAUCCCGACCUCCGAAGAAUCAUGACUGACUACGGUUUUGACGGCCACCCUCUGAGAAAGGAUUUUCCUCUCUCCGGAUAUACGGAAAUCCGAUAUGACGAGGAGAAGAAGCGUAUUGUUGUUGAACCAUUGGAAUUGACACAGGCAUUCCGAAACUUCGAGGGCGGCUCAUCUGCUUGGGAAGGAAUUGGCCAGGGUGUUGACAGAAAACCAGACAACUUCAAACUUCCUACUCCAAAGCCUGAGGAGAAGCCUGAGGAGCAAAAGAAAUAAACCAAUUGUAUAUCACCUUCAAUACAUUACUGUUUUCGCUUGUUCUAUUUUAAUUGGUACAAUGGUAGAUUCGGUGGUUCAUCAUCUCAAUCCUUUCCUGCCGGAAAUUUUCCUUUACCAAAUUUAUAUACAGAUAACCCUGUGGGAGGCCACACUGAAAUGCUCUCAUAUCUACAUCCAGUCAUCGGGAACUGCGGCCGUUGAUGUAUAAGCCCCCAUAUCCAAUGUAAUCAGCUUAUCCAGCAAGGUCAUACAUCUGCUUUAAGUUACUAAAGUCAAGAUAAGGGACAUAAAACCUGCUAAUGAGGCACCGUAGCCUGAAACAUUACUUGGGGGGAGACGCCGGCCCCUUGCCUUGGGGUAGAAUUAGGGUGAUUACUAAGGACCCGUCGCGGUUCAUACUCAACCUUAUGGAAUCCAACACUCUUCAGGUUGCAAGACAAGAGACAUGCCUGGCGUACCCGACUCUCGCAAAGAGCCACCCAAGGAGUCCCUACUAUGCUAUUGCAAAGAGGAGUAAAUAAUUUUUCUUCUUCUGUCUGCAGUAUGACUUUGAAAGGGGCCAGAUUUGCUCCGCAUAGCGCCGUGGGUUGCGAUCCUGGUUCCCAUAACAAGAACUCCCAAAAAGUCAUGGAACGAGGAGGCGAGAGUCUGCAUAAGAGCUUUUCUCUUUAGACAGGCCGUCUGGAAUACCCCCACUCUCCAUAACUAUAGUACCGCAUAGACUUUAUGGAGUCUAAGCCUUAAGAAUGCCCUGCUCGAGAGUGGAGAUGCAUACCGGGUGACCUAGAUUGGUUUGAUCCCAAGACAAACAUAUUCGAACCGCUUAUUACGUACCGUCCGCAGAUAUAAUCGGAGUAAGGGAACGUAUCGAUUGUUACACCGAUGAUCCCAUAUACCCAGAUCCCAGUAGCACAUCGUAACCUAAUUGCGGAAAUUGCGGAGCGCUGACUGGGCUGAAUCGAGCAGUGGUAAGAUCCUUUAUCCCUAAGGUUUUGUAUCUAUCCAGACCAUGAUUCAAUAGCCGAAGAAGGCUACGCCAUCUUAUCCCCUCCAAAACUGAACGUUUAUCAAGAUGACUACCGGACUGACUCACCGUGGGCGGCCGAAAGAUAUGGUCUCUAGCUGGAGAUAUUCAACGAAGCGCUAAACAUAUUAUGGUCUCAAGUGAAACUAAUGCAACAUAUCAAGCUGCAAGGAAUCGUGCAACAUGAAUACCUACUGUGCUGUGAAUUACCCCUGAAUUAGAGGAAGGAAUCGCGAGACGGGCACGGAUAACAAGAAUUCUGACAUAUAGAGCCUAAUAAAGUCCAUGUUUUCACAUCCAUACCCCCACAGUUGCGCCCGCCAGAGGGAAAGAAAGCCUGCACUACGGCAAAAGUAGGCACUAUUUUAAUAUCUCCUGCCUCUCCUCAUCCAGCGUUUACUCCUUUAGGAGAUUGCCUGGCGUGAUAACAGCCUCUAAACGCUCGAGAUCUGCUAUAGCUGAAGCUCACGGCCUUGGCUGGUUAUUUCCCCGAGGUGGCACUGCGAGGCGGGCAUGUUGAGGUACAUCCCGUAUACCUUUGACUGGCUACUACUAUGGCCAAGCUUUGGAUUGCCGAUAUCUCGAUGCAAGCAUAUUCUUAGAUCAGUGACAUCAUACUACCGGCUUGCAUUUACGUAGACGUACUGCUAUUUUGUUGUGUUUGUUACUGUACUUCAAUGCUGUGCUAUUGGCUGAUGGUUCCAGUUACUGGUAUAUGCAUUCUCCAGCCCCGAUAGUUAAAUAUAUGAUACCACAUGGGAAGCCGUUUGAUGAAACCCCUGUCUAGGUAAUUAGUGAAUGUUGGGACUCCAUUGAGUGAUGACUUCACUCUCGACCAGAGAACUGAUGCGGAAAUUGCCUGGUUUCUCAUUUUCAGCCACUGCUGUGCAAUAUUACCAUGGAGACAUUGAGCUGUCUUUUUAUACUAUUGUGGUUAUGAUUAUCAGUGUACUGAAACCUGUCGACAUCCAUUGGAAAGCCCGGUACUUUCCAGUGAGUCUGCCGUUAUCCUUUCAAAUUCUCGCUAUCAGUAAUACCUAAGGUAGGCUUAACUACCCAGGUUGAAGAAGAGAACGAUACCAAGGCCCAAGUCUCAUUUACAUCGGACCCAUAACCUCUUCGUCCCCGUCCAGACUAAGCUAGUCCUAGAGUGUGGCGUUUGAGUCUCGAAGCAUCUAUCAUGCCUGAAGAUAUAAUUAGGCUUGUUUCAAGACAAGAUUCAACACAUGAACCAACGGCAUUAACGCUUACACUGGAAACGCAAUAAGGGCCUUUCUCUACUUUGAUUUUGACUUGGUUCACCGCACAAGCAAGUCUGAAUGGUAAUCAAGGGAGAAUAAAAGAACACACGGGUGCAACUUGAGGCCGAGUCCCAGCUAAUGGGCCGUAUUGCUAUGCAUGAAGAUUACCUAGGCAUGCAGGUGUCAACCCGGAAUACAUGCCCUUGGCAGCGGCGGCUUUCCGGACGUCGUGUUCAAUAGGGGCGCGGCAGGUC